GCACAACACAGUAUGAAAAUACUGAAGAAUGUAGUAUUCAGGAUAACAAUAAUCUAAAAAUAUUAUGGCAUGAUCUAGAUGAAAUACAUGAGAUUACAGAAAAAAUAUUUAAUGAAGCAGAAGUACUAAAUAAGACA
This is a messenger RNA of Racocetra persica, 137 nucleotides long. Lineage: Eukaryota; Fungi; Glomeromycota; Glomeromycetes; Diversisporales; Gigasporaceae. The record is from the annotation of a GenBank genome assembly.